AUGGUUGCAAAAAAGGGAGGCGCAAAGACAAUUUCUAAAAAGCAAACAACUAAAAAUGUGACGAAAUCCGCUAAGGAGAAACCUGCACAGAGAAAGACACCUGUACCAAGCAAACAACCUCUGAAACCAAAAAAAUUAAUUAAUAAGAAGGAAAAUGUCAUCAAGACGAAAAAAGAAAAACCAUCCACCACAAAAAAGGUGAAGAAACCCGUUCCAAAAAAAACCAUAAAAAAGAAGUAA
Messenger RNA from Plasmodium knowlesi strain H, 240 nucleotides. RefSeq names its product conserved Plasmodium protein, unknown function. Bases 1 to 240 code for a protein of 79 amino acids. The record is from RefSeq and is a predicted model, not a curated record. NCBI's taxonomy places the organism in Eukaryota, Apicomplexa, Aconoidasida, Haemosporida, Plasmodiidae. The transcript has 2 exons.